AUGCAAUCAUCUGAAAACCUCCUUGUUGAUGAUUUUCAUCAAAACUUUCUCAUCUUUUAUAAUAAAACCAAAGACAUUACCAAUGUUAGAUUUAAUUAUAUGAGAGAAUUAUAUAACCUUGGAGUGGAUACAUUUCCUGAAAAUUAAGAAGUCUACACCAUUCAACAAAAUAACAAGUUGAAUUUGCAAUCUUAAUAAAAUAAGCUUAAAAAGAACUGGACAGAUGAUGACAAAAAAGUACUCAUAUGGUUGGUGGGUAAAUGGACUGCCUUCAAUAAAAGAGACAUUAAAUCUAUUGUAUAUCAAUUCAACUCUAUUUUAUAGAGCGAUGCUGAUUGGAAUUCAAUUGCCAACAUGAUGCCAAGAAGAGAUGCCUUUAAAUGUAAAUAGAAGUGGCUUCAAAUGCUUAAACUUCCCUUAUAAUAAGCUCCUUGGACCUUACCUGAAGAUGACCUUUUAAGGUCCAUAAUAUAUGAUUACUAAAAUUAGAACAAAGGAAAUAAAUGGAGUCAGAUUGCCACUACUUUAAAUAAAAUUAGUUAAUCGAAUGUACAUAGAAAUGGUAAAUAGUGUAGAGAAAGAUGGAACAAUCAUCUUAAUCCCUUUAUCAAUAGGUAAUAAUCUCAUUAAAAAUAUCUUAUAAGACAUCCUUGGUAAUUGAAUGAAGAUUUAGAUUUGUUAUAAUUAUCGAUCUAAAAUGGAAAAAAGUGGGCCUUGAUUUCAAAAAAACUAAAAAUACCAAGAAGUGAGAAUAGUGUCAAAAAUAGAUUCAAUUGUCUCUUAAGAAAAGAAAGAAGUCACAAAACAGGGUAGGCUAUAUUUAAUAUAGAAGGAAAAAAGUUAAAGAAGAUAGUGAAUCAGAAGAAUCUAAAAUUUCUAAUUUUCCAUCCGCAGAAGAGUUGAAUCACGAUGAAAUCAAACUCAUACAUACUAUCAUAAAAAAAAUAGAGUGGAGAAUCCAAUAAAGUUAAAACCUCCGAGAAAAUGAAUAGAAAGACAUUAUUAAAGAAGAACAUUUAGAUAUUGUUAAAAAAGUUAAAGUCGAAUCUAAUUUACCUUUAAAAAGAGAAUAAAGAUCAUCACAACCUAUUCCUAAAAAUUAAGAUAAAAUCAACUUAUAAAUUAAGGAAUGUUAACUUACAGAAUCUGAAAUAAGUACACUUUAACCAUGUUUAAUAAAUAAAGAAAAAAAUUAAAUAUUUUUUGUUACACCUGAACAAUUACAUCUUUAUCUAAAUAAAUCAGAAAUUAGUUAAUAAAGUACUUUUUAAGAAAACAAUCUAUCAAAUCAAAAUAGUAUGGGUUCCUAUUAUUAUGAUCCCAAACUAUUUCGAUCAUAUGUUAUGAUGUAAUCAAAUGAAUAUCCUCAAAUAUAAAGUGGAAUAUAUCAGUAAAGAUCUAUUCUUAAUCCUAAUGUAUUGGGAAAUUUCCAGAGUCUUAAUAACUAUCCCUAUUCUAUGGCCAUGUCCACUUAUCCAUCUCAAGCAAAUUUGAUGAGCCAAUUAUAAAGAUGA
Messenger RNA from Paramecium pentaurelia, 1514 nucleotides. Lineage: Eukaryota; Ciliophora; Oligohymenophorea; Peniculida; Parameciidae. The record is from the annotation of a GenBank genome assembly.